AAUUUUCAAUAUUCUUUCUUCUUAAUAAUAAAUGUUCGAAAUAGCACUUAAAUGACUUCUCAGGUUGAUGAAAAUAUCAAUUUGAUUAUGAAAGGCGUUUCUGCCGCAUUAAAACUUGACCGUGAAUCUAGUCAUAUAGAAGCUUACAGGCAAUAUCUAAAAUGUAUACAGUUCAUCUCGCAAACACUUCAGAAAGAUGCUUUAAAUCUAAUAAUGUCCUACAACACUCAUAAAUGUCUAACGUUGGCCAAACAGUGCACAGAUCGUUUGGCUGACAUGUUUGAGAACACAACAAGCAAGCCUCCUAUUUUAAUUGCAAGUCCAAGUCCGUCGCUUACAUCAUUAUCCAAUAUAGACAUAGGGCAAAUUACUCCUAUGGAUCUGGCAAUUAAGCAAAAUCAAAAGAUUAUUGAAGCUUAUUCAUCAAGAAGAUGCGGGGUUGACGGUAAUUUAAGUCUAGUAAGAAAAUUAUCGGAAAAUAUUGCCAUUGCUAAAACUAGAGAGGAAACUAUUUCGAAGAGAUUAGCGGAAAAGCGAAAAAUACUUGAAGCUAAAGCAACAACAUCUAUGUCUUCCUUACCGGGAUUAGACUCGGACGAGAAUGAAAGAAGAAUGAUCUAUAUUGAAGUUUUAGAAUACGAGCAAAAAAAGAAGUGGCCAGGAAUCCUAAGGGAGCAGUUAAACUCCCGGCCAAAUGAUUUUCUGUUUGCGAAGGCAAUGAUCAACAGAAUAUUAUCAACAGAGGAUCAUCCAAUAACCAUACUUCUAACUAAGCAACAACAAAAGAUUCUGAAUAGGACUCAGCCUUUAACCGAACGCCAUGCCCAUCACCUUGCGAACUACAAUCCUCAGCCAGCUUUAACCAGCAGUGUCCAGUCACUUAAAAGUCCUCAGUCAUUUAAAGGAGAGGAACUAUGGGAAGAAAUGGAUGAUUUAUUCGAAGAUGAAGUAGAAAAUCCUGAAAUGGUUACCAAUUUAGAAGAUGAGGCUUUGGAAAGGCAUGUUAAAGAUAUAUCAAGAGAUACUCGAGAGGGUCUAGAAAAAGUUGUCACUAUGUUAAUUAUCACAUUUAAUGAUUUAAAAUCUCAAGAAGGAUACGACGUAAUAUUCUCUACCGUGGAGCCUAUAUAUUUUAAACCGAUUUGGCAUUCCUUACUAACGCUCUUUCGAUUAGCAAAUAGAGCGGAAGAGGAAGGAAUUUCCAAAACCAUGACAAAAUUAUCAGAUGCAUCACCGAUCAAUUUAAAAGUAAACCCGAAAUUUCGAUUAUCAGACGAUCGUAACACUUAUAAACAGGCGGUCGACGAAUUGGCAAAAUGUUGUGAUUUGCAUAAUCCUCUGGCAAAACUAGAAUCAAUCGUUCUUUCAUCACGGAAGAUUGUCGAGUGUGUUCAAGAGCACUAUGAAAAAACUCAGCUCGAAUCUCUACCUGUUCUGGGAGCGGAUGAUUUGGUGCCAAUUUUAAGUUUCGUCGUUGUAAAAACCUGCAAACCAGAGCUAGUCACUGAAUGUAGGGCUAUAGAACAAUUUACCCAUGAAGACUAUUUAAUGGGUGAAGAAGGAUAUUGUCUGGCGUCACUUCAAACAGCUGUUCGUUAUGUUGCAAAUAUGUUCAAUCAAGAAUUAACAUAG
Molecule: messenger RNA, 1632 nt
Organism: Dimorphilus gyrociliatus
Lineage: Eukaryota; Metazoa; Annelida; Polychaeta; Dinophilidae
Source: the annotation of a GenBank genome assembly